This is a messenger RNA of Stomoxys calcitrans (stable fly), 2607 nucleotides long. RefSeq names its product HIV Tat-specific factor 1 (gene barc). The transcript has 7 exons. The coding region runs from base 113 to 2530 and encodes 805 amino acids. Gene Ontology annotation, cellular component: U2 snRNP; U2-type spliceosomal complex. Gene Ontology annotation, biological process: mRNA splicing, via spliceosome. The record is from RefSeq and is a predicted model, not a curated record. NCBI's taxonomy places the organism in Eukaryota, Metazoa, Arthropoda, Insecta, Diptera, Muscidae. Gene Ontology annotation, molecular function: RNA binding.
GCUGUGCAUGUUGUGUUAAUGGAGAGAGAGAGUUCGCAAAAAGUGUUAAAAUUAAAAAAGAAAAGUUCUUUAAAAAGUUAAUUUGAAAAGAAGCUGAAGCAACCACCACGAUAUGAGUGAAUGUCCAACAGAUGAGUCAACUGACAUCGACAAACAGGAAACAAUCAAGGAUGAGGCAAACAAUGAAAGAGACAGUUCUCAAACAAAAGAUAAUUUGGAAACUGGUCACACAAUGAAAGUGGUGGGAGUAAAUACCUGCCAAGAGCCACUAACAAAGGCGGCAAAUGAUGAAGUAAAUGCUGUGAUAGAAAACCCGGACACUAAACAAACAGGCCAAACAAGUAUCACAAAGAAAAUCAGUGCCGAAACUAAUGCCGAUAAAGGCCACUCUGGCACUGGGAUUCCAAGUACUGAGAACAUUGACGGAGUGUCGAAGGGGGAAGCUUCGUCGCUUGGUGCUGAUGAUGACAGAUUAACACACGCAAAGAGUGUUAAUGUUGACAGCCUCCCCACCUCAUCCAUUGGCGGUAAAACUUCUUCUGAUGAAAGUGAAGUUAAAUGCGACAGGAAACCUCUUACGGAGGAAGUUUCGUCAAUAUCCUGCCAAAAAGAGGAAGAACAAGUACCAAACCCCCAUAAAAGCUCACAAGCAAUUAGUAACAAUAAAGAGGAAACUUUCUCACAAGAAAAAUCCGAUGAGCCUUCAAUGACACACACAGAAGCAAGUUUUAGAGAAAAACAAUCAUCCAUACCGCCUAAAUCUUCCUCCUCUCCCUCCGCGAGCAAACAUGACGAAAAUGUCACCUACACUGAAGAUGGCAGUGCCAUUUAUACCGACCCUGCCACAAAGUACCAAUACAAGUGGUGCACAAUAGCCAAUAACUGGACACCAAUGGUCGCACAGACGCAGUCUUCGGCGUCGUCUGCAGCAUCUUCAUCAUCCAAUCCCUAUGAGAAUGAGCAUUACAAAUGGUGUCAGGAAACACAAAAAUGGAUUCCAAAACAAGCACAAGCACAGGUCACCGAAACUGAACAUUACAAAUGGGAUGCCCAAAAGCAGGAAUGGUUACCUAAGCAGGCGGCACUUUCUGCCUCCGAUCAGGCCCCAUCUUCAGAUAAUGUCUAUGAUAUUGAUGAAGAUGGCCAACGCAUUUACACUGACAAAGAUGGCACAGUCUUCUUUUGGGAUGUGGAGAAAAAUGCCUGGUUUCCCAAAAUCGAUGAUGACUUCAUGGCUCGUUAUCAAAUGAGUUAUGGAUUCAUAGACAACACCAGCGAGGCAGAAAACGAAAAGAGGCAGCUGGAGCAAAAAGCUGCCGAGCUGAGGGAAAAAGAACUGCAAAGAAUGACGGAAGAAGCAAAGAGGAAUAGCGAAGAGGCAGCCAAAAGUGCAGCAGGACCUGUUAAACGGAAGGCGCCUCAAGAACCACCCAAAUGGUUCGACAUUGAUCCGGAACACAAUACCAAGGUGUAUGUCUCCAAUUUGCCUUUGGACAUAACCUUAGAUGAAUUUGCCGAGGUCAUGGGCAAGUGUGGUAUGAUUAUGCGUGAUCCCCAGACACAGAAGUUCAAACUGAAACUCUAUACUGAAGCUGAUGGCCAAAUAAAAGGCGAUGGCCUAUGUGAUUACAUUAAGGUGGAAUCAGUUAAUCUGGCCUUAAAAAUACUCGAUGAAUACGUGUUAAGAGGUCAUAAAAUACGUGUGCAGCCAGCCAAAUUUCAAAUGAGAGGCGAAUACAACCCUGCCCUGAAGCCCAAAAGGAAAAAGAAAGACAAGGAAAAGUUGGCCAAAAUAAAAGAAAAGCUCUUCGAUUGGCGACCCGAGAAAAUGCGAGGAGAGAGAUCCAAAAACGAAAAAACUGUCAUUAUCAAAAAUCUCUUCCAUCCUGAAUUAUUUGAAAAGGAAGUUCAACUCAUAUUGGACUACCAAAACGAUUUGAGAGAGGAGUGCAGUAAAUGUGGCACUGUGCGCAAAGUAGUGAUCUACGAUCGUCAUUCCGAAGGUAUUGCCCAGAUAAAUAUGUCAUCUCCAGAGGAAGCCGACUUAGUUAUACAAAUGAUGCAAGGACGAUUUUUUGGCAAACGUCAACUGAAGGCCGAGCACUGGGAUGGAAAAACGAAAUAUAAAAUUGAAGAGACGGAGGAAGAAAUCAAAAAACGUCUCAACAAAUGGGAUAGCUAUUUGGAAACUGAUAAGUCUGACACAAAAGAACCGAACUCAGAAGAUUCAGCGAAUGCGCCAAGGGACAAGGACAAUAUACCAGAGAAGACUGGCAUAGAAGAACCGAACCCAGAGGAUUCAGCGAAUGUGCGAAGGGAUGAGGACACCAAAAUAAAGAAGUCUGACAUAAAAGAACCGAUCCUAGAGGAUUCAGCGAAUGGGCCAAGGCAUGAGGACACCAAAAUAGAGGAGUCUGACAUAAAAGAAUCGAAUCCAGAGGAUUCAGCCAUUGGGCCAAGGGAUGAUGACACCAAGAUAGAUAAUUCUUUAAAUCCUGCGGAAGAGAUUGCAGAAAAUACUGUUCCGUGAACACGAAAUUUGAAGAAGUGUUGGUACAGCAAGAAACUGUUGUAUCUAUUUUUCUUCUUUUAAUAAUUUGAUGAAAA